Molecule: messenger RNA, 1641 nt
Organism: Drosophila eugracilis
Lineage: Eukaryota; Metazoa; Arthropoda; Insecta; Diptera; Drosophilidae
Product: adhesive plaque matrix protein
Exons: 2
Coding region: 197-1501 (434 amino acids)
Source: RefSeq, a predicted model, not a curated record
CGUUGUAAGUGCUUCUACGAAGAAGCUCUCGGCCAGCGCAGCGUAUUUAAGAGCUAUUCAGCAAAUUGCAUGAAAGAGUUUCGCACGCGACAGACCAACAGCCAACAAGUGCCAUCCAACUGACGAUCCGGGACAGAGCAAUUCCAGCAAUUGUAGGGAAAGUGAUCGCUAUCUGAGGGAGAGAUUCAGUGAAAAGAUGUUCGAACGCUGCAAUUUAUUGUUUAUGGCCGUUCUGAUGGCUUCGGCUUUGAUGAUCCAAGCCCAUUUCCCGGAAUACUGUGCUGAAUGUGAGCAGGAGGUGUGGGAGCAAGUGCCAUGCAGCGAAGUGCCUACGACGGUGGCGCCGACAACAACUGGAGGAUCGACCACAAGUCCACCCACCACUGCGGUGUAUAGCACUACGGAACAUGUGUACCCAACCACCACUAGUGCUCCACCCACGCCCACAGAGUACACAACCCAGCCAUCGGCAUACAAAAAGUGCUACUGCGAGUGCAAGCUGGGUUGCAAGGAGUUCUGCCGCAAGGUGGUCUCCUCCGGUCCCAAGCAGCCUCUCACCCAGAUCUCCUCUAUCGGAGACUACGCUCCCGGAGGACAGGUGGAGUACACACAUGUCCAUCAGCGCAAAUACUUCCCCAAGUACGGAGGUGAUGGUUAUGGAGGUUUGGUGGUACCUGUGAAUGGACCCAAGGCAUAUAAACCCUAUCCUUUGGUCUACGAAGAGGCAGCUGCAGCUUCUGCUGCUUCACCGGCUUCCAUACCAUCUGUGGCUUCGUCGGUAGCAUCUUCUCCUAGCGUGGCCAACGUAGUUGCUCCCAAUUACACGCUGGAGGAGUUGGCCCAGCUACUGAGCACCGCAUACGGUAGCAAGAAGGGGUAUCCAGCCAGCGUGCCAUCUCAGCCACGUCCUAAAAUUCAGCUUCAGCCAGCUCCUGCGGCACCUCCAUCCGUUUACUAUUCCCCUGUUCCAGUUCCGGUUUAUAGGAAAAACCCGGUUCCCCUUGUAAGCAAGGUAGCUCCAGUACCCAAAAUCACCUCCAGCAUUAAGUACGCCGCCUCAGCGGUCUCCUCCUCAUCAUCGGGUGUUUCAGUGGCCAAGAUUAAGACACCCUACGAAGAGAAGAUUGUUGUAGCCACUCCGCCUCCAAUUUAUGACAGGACCACAUCCUAUCCCAUUGUUGAGGCACCCAAGGAAUACGUAGUACCUCAAACUGAGGCGUAUCCCGUUGUCCAGAGCCAAACGGAAUCAUAUCCUACGGAAUCCUAUCCCAGCCACAAGGAUUCGUAUCCUAGCAUUACGGAGGCCUAUCCCAGCCAAACGGAAUCCUAUCAACCCCGUACAGAAUCCUAUCCCGUGCCGGAACCUCAGCCGGAGGUCAAGCCAUAUGGAGGGCCCGAAUCAGGCCCUGAUAAGCCAUCCUCAAACUUUGACCUGGCCAUUGAUAAUUAUCUGAAGGACUUUGGAUAUGGCAACCAAGGAAGAGGCUAUGGGGACUACUAAACGCCAGUCGUUGUUGCUAGGUUUAGGUGUAUCUCUAGGCUAGAAAUGUUUUCUAGGUGUCCUUUUUAUUUAUUUAUCUAUUUUCACCCUUGACUUGUUGACUUAAUGAUGAUUAAACUAUUAAACUAAAAAUUUAAAAA